This is a messenger RNA of Paramecium tetraurelia, 1362 nucleotides long. RefSeq lists its product as uncharacterized. The transcript is spliced from 4 exons. NCBI's taxonomy places the organism in Eukaryota, Ciliophora, Oligohymenophorea, Peniculida, Parameciidae. The record is from RefSeq and is a predicted model, not a curated record.
AUGUUUGGGAUUAUUAAGUAUUCUUUACUUUUUUUAAUUAUAUGUGGAAUAACUAUAAUUAGAGAUAGAGAAUUAGCGGAAAAUGAGUUGGAAUACUAUAAAUAAAUGAAUUAUGGAUUAUGGACAAUCCUAAUUCCUUUUCUAGCUUUAUUGUUACCAGUAUUUUCUUAGAAGGCAAGAAAUCAGUUUAAAGAGGAUAAAUCCUAGAACUUAAGUACCAAAAAGGAAGAAUUCGAAUAACCAAAUAUAAGUUAAAAUAACAAUUAAGAUCAUAACCUAAUGAAAAAGGAAGAAUUUGUUUAAACAGAUUUUGGUACAGAUUAAAAUUGCGAAAUGGCUACAUAAGAAAAUAAGGUAGAUGUGAAUGGAAGAGGUUAAGAUCACAUUUACACAGAUUUUCAUUAGAAUAUUUUAACAGAUCAUUAUGAGGAUAAUGAAAAAUUAUAAAUAGAGAAUAGUUAGGAGUUGAUUUUCCAAUAAAAAAGUGAACAGAUGAUAGUUGAUGAAAAGUAGAAUGAUGAAUUUGUCUUGAAUAAUUUAAGUGAUAUAUCUCAUAAAAAUAUGCUUUCUUGCAAUGAUACUGAAAGAGAAUCUGUUAAUGUAACUUCAAAUUCUAAAUUCUUUCAUACUUAUUCUAAUAGCUAUCAAAUUAAAGAUUUUAAUCAAUGUUAAGAAUAGAAUCAUGAAAAAUUAUUUAAGAUUUCCAGAAUCUUAGAAAUCAUAGAUGCCGUGCCAGUUAUUGUUUUAAAGAAAUAUGAAGAGUUUGUUUCAAAUAAUAGAAAGGAAAGAAGAAAUUUAAUUUAUAAGGAUUUCAAUAAUUUUACAGAUAUUGACGCACAGAAUUAUAUUAAACUACUUAAGAACUUAUUCAAAUUUCAUGAUAAUUUGAUAAGAAAAGGGUAAAAAUAUUAUAUUCUAAAAAACAAAAUGGAUUAUAAGCACUUUAUCAAAUCAUUCAAUAAAUAUUUAUUAGAUCCUCUAGCUUCAAAUGAAAUAUUAAGUCAUCAACGAUUUGCUUUACAAUAAUUAAGAUAUUCUUUACAAAAUAAUUAAGUGCUGCUGCAAUAUUAAGUGUUAGAGAUUUAUCAAAUUCUAAUUAAUUUAAUGUCUAACCCAAAUGAAGUUCUUAAUAAAGUAUUCUCCUAAUUUCAUAAUAAAUCAGAAUCAUUAUAUUUAAAUUCGAUAUUACAAUAUUAUUUGGAAGACUAUGUAUAUUAACAUAAGAAGGUAGAGGAUGAAGACUUUCAAAGAUACUUAAAAAUCUAUCAUAACUGUAACGAAAUUAUCAAUCUUUAAUAUAGUCUUGAUGAAAAGAUGAAUUAAUAUAUUUUUUAAUAAUAAAGACUUUUAAAUUAGAUUUGA